Molecule: messenger RNA, 1779 nt
Organism: Oncorhynchus nerka (sockeye salmon)
Lineage: Eukaryota; Metazoa; Chordata; Actinopteri; Salmoniformes; Salmonidae
Product: zinc finger protein 629-like
Exons: 1
Coding region: 599-1726 (375 amino acids)
Biological process (GO): regulation of transcription by RNA polymerase II
Cellular component (GO): nucleoplasm
Molecular function (GO): DNA-binding transcription repressor activity, RNA polymerase II-specific; RNA polymerase II cis-regulatory region sequence-specific DNA binding
Source: RefSeq, a predicted model, not a curated record
CUGCUCCUCUCUCCUUUCCUCCAGAACCUCUGCUCCUCUCCUUUCCUUCAGAAUCUCUGCUCCUCUCUCCUUUCCUCCAGAACCUCUGCUCCUCUCCUUUCCUUCAGAACCUCUGCUCCUCUCUCCUUUCCUCCAGAACCUCUGCUCCUCUCCUUUCCUCCAGAACCUCUGCUCCUCUCUCCUUUCCUCCAGAACCUCUGCUCAUCUCCUUUCCUCCAGAACCUCUGCUCCUCUCUCCUUUCCUCCAGAACCUCUGCUCCUCUCCUUUCCUUCAGAAUCUCUGCUCCUCUCUCCUUUCCUCCAGAACCUCUGCUCCUCUCCUUUCCUCCAGAACCUCUGCUCCUCUCUCCUUUCCUCCAGAACCUCUGCUCCUCUCUCCUUUCCUCCAGAACCUCUGCUCCUCUCCUUUCCUCCAGACUCCCUGCAGCUCUCUGUCUCUGAGGAGGAGGUUCUCCCUGAGCAGCAGCACUGUGAGCAGGAGUGGAGCCCCAGUCUGGGGCAGGAGAACCCAGAACUUCCACAGAUUAAAGAGGAACAGGAGGAACUCAGGACCAGUCUGGAGGCUGAUAUCAUAGAGUUCAAAUUCACUCCUUCCUGUAUGAAAAGUGAAUGUGAUCAGGAGGACCCACUUCAGUCCUUGACUCUUCCCCAAACUCAAACUGUGGAUAACAGAGAGCGUGACCCUAAACAAGUGGAUCUUACACCUUUUGUUACUGUGACCCACCUUAAGGGUCUCUACAUUCCCUGUGACCCUCAAGAUAAUCAAAACAAUCUACCCAGCCACAGCUCAACCUUAAGCAGCGACCCAGCAGCACUUGACAGCAUCCCGCCAUUGGAUCCCAGCCCACCAUUGGAUCCCAGCCCGCCAUUGGAUCCCAGCCCACCAUUGGAUCCCAGCCCGCCAUUGGAUCCCAGCCCACCAUUGGAUCCCAGCCCACCAUUGGAUCCCAGCCCACCAUUGGAUCCCAGCCCACCAUUGGAUCCCAGCCCACCAUUGGAACCCAGCCCUCCAUUGGAUCCCAGCCCACCAUUGGAACCCAGCCCUCCAUUGGAUCCAAACCUAUCAAUGGGGGAACACUAUUCCAAACCCAGCACCACGUCUAAAAAACCUCACCACUGCCGUGACUGUGGUGAAAUGUUUGCUCUGAAAGCUGACCUGAAGAGUCAUGCGACUCUCUUCAAGGAGAGACUUAGCGAAUGCCACUUCUGCAGAAAACGCUACAAUUCCACCUGUAAAGUGAUGGCCCAUGUCCGACUCUGUCACGGUAGGAAACCCUGCACCAGCCCUGUUUGUUGCAAGACUUUCAAACUUAAAGGAGAUCUGUCCAAGCACAUGAGGAUUCACACAGGGGAGAAAUCAUUUAGCUGUGGAGACUCUGCGAAAAGCUUCAAUCAGAAGGGGAAUCUAAGGAACCAUAAACUGACUCACACAGGAGAGAAAUCAUUUAGCUGUGCUGACUGUGGGAAAAGCUUCAAUCAGAAAGGGUCCCUAAAGAAGCAUACACUGACUCACACAGGAGAGAAACCAUUUAGCUGUAGUGACUGUGGGGAAAGCUUCAUUCAGAAGGGGAACCUUAGAAGCCAUAAACUGACUCACACAGGAGAGAAACCAUUUAGCUGUGAUGAUUGCGGGAAAAGCUUCAAUCAAAAGUCUAAUUUACUGACACAUGUUAUAAACAUCCACAAAGGAGGAAAACAGGAUAAGCUGAAAGAAAGAACAUUAUGACAAAGAUCUAUUUAGUCACAAAAUGAGAAUAAAAAGUCAGGAUGUGGACAAUA